AUGAUGGUAUCCCGGCGAAACCCCCGGGGUCCAGAGGAAGAAGCGAACGAGGAGAGACGCGACGAUGUCAGGGCGCGCAUCCUCCGCUGCCAACAUGGCCAAGCCCUGGCGAAGGAAACUUGCGACAUCCUGGUCGACAUGUGGCACAAGGGAGAACUUAAAGAUGGCACGGAUAGCUUCGGUGACGGGUCUAGGGGUAUCGACAAUGGUCUCUUUUACGGAUUCCUUUCAAGAGACAACGCCCCCCCCUACAAUGCUCGUAGGAGAGAGGACGAUGGCGACUCCUUCUGGAGCAAGGGCGAGGCGAGACGAAGGCAUAGCGACCGCGUGUUCCGGGCAUGCUUAACGGCCGGUUUUCCGGUGCUUAUUGAGGGAGAUAUCACGCGGUCUGUAUGGGGGCUGUUAGUAAAGCAGCUGUUGGGAAGCACAUCUCGAAGCUGGGGAACCUUGGAGUGA
Molecule: messenger RNA, 456 nt
Organism: Ectocarpus siliculosus
Lineage: Eukaryota; Phaeophyceae; Ectocarpales; Ectocarpaceae
Source: the annotation of a GenBank genome assembly